CAGAUUCCGGGGCUGGUCCGCUUUCUCUCGAUGUAAUCUGAUCCCGUGCAAGUGUCUUGGAAGCAUCAUCAGCUUUCACAAUUCUAAAAGGGAGGUGACUUGAGCGACCGAAGAACAUACGUUGAAUUCAGCAGGAGCUGAAGGACAAACACUGUGUCGCAGCAGCCUGCUGGGAUGCUAUUCAUGCAGCAGCAGGAGAAUUCUAAAUUGGACUCUUGCGGAUGAGAGAGAGAGCCAAGAGAGAGGUUGUACUUGGGGAUCAUGUUUCCCUUCUGCUCAGGCUGACCAAGGAGUGCACCUGGGAAAUAGACCACAUCAGCCAGCAACCUACAGCUAUUGGACUGAAGACAGUGGAGAUGCAUGGCCUGUAAGCAGCCAGCGCCAGUGAUGGCUCACAGGAAGAGGCCAGGAACCAGCGGCUCCAGCUGCAGCAUGGUGGUGCCCCCCGUCCAGCCCCACUGCCCCGUCGCCUACCCCCCAGAGCAGCACGACCAGGAGCAUGAGGAGGGGCCAGGAGAGGAGGAGGAGGAGGUCCACUACUGCCGCCAGCAGGGCCUGGAGCCAGAGCUGACGGACAGCCGGCCAGCCACACCUACUAUACCUGUGCCGGAACACGAGCAUGAACACAGCCAUGACCACGAUCACCCAGACUGCCACGACCAUGAUGACCACAGUAACAGCGACGACCAUGCAGAGUGCCAUGGCCACGAGCAUGCAGACUGUCACGGUCACGAUCACGGUCACAGUCACGACGACGUAGACUGCCAUAACCACGGCCACGUCCACAGUCACAUCAAUGACCACGACCAUGCAGGCUGUCACGGCCACCGUCAUGAUCACGCUGACAGCCUGGACGGAGACUCCAGCUCUGACUAUGUGAACAACACCUCAGAGGAGGAGGACUAUGAUGAAGGUCUGCCGGAGGAGGACGAGGGCGUCACCUACUACAUCCGCUACUGCCCUGAGGAUGACAGCUACCUGGAGGGCAGCAUGGACUGCAACGAGGCCGAGGCUGACUACACCGCCAGCACUGUGCAGCACGUCCUGCCUGAGCCCCCGGGCGACACAGACGAGUGCCAGGAGGCGGUGGAGGAGUGGGCGGAGGGAGAAGGAGGGGUGGAGGUGGGGGAGGUGCGCUGUGAGGUGGUGGAGCAGGACCCAGAUGAACAGAUCUACAACGUCCUGGACCACCACGCCCUCCCCGCCGCCGUCCUGCACGAGUCCCCCCCACCCACAGAGGAGGAAGAAGAGGAGGAGGAGGAGAGAGCUGGGGUUGCCUACACUGGGGAUUACUAUGGCCCAGAGGAGGACAAUGGGAACUCCGUGGUUCACAUACCGCGGUCUCCAUACCGUGGCCGUAAGGUGGUAGUGGAGGGGGAGACGGGGGAGGAGGCGGAGGAGGACAUUGACCAGAUAGUGGCAGAGAUCAAGAUGAGUAUGAGCAUGGGUAGUCUGAGCAGCGGUGGCACUGACCAGAGCCCUGACGAGCUGGUGCAAGACAGUGUACCCAGUGAUUACCACCCUCCUGAGGCCCACGCCAAGCCUGAGCCUGCACCCUACACCCCAACCCCACACCGCCACGACAGCAGACCCAAGUCCCUCAACCUCCCUUCCACACGGCACAACAACCCUGAGCUCCAGAGGGGCUUCAAGGUUCGCUCCCGCACCCCGGAGGAGCGACAGCAGUGGGCUCAAGAACAGAUGACCAACGGUGCGGAGCAUCCCAGGAAACAGCAGCGUUCUGACCUCAACGUGCCGCUGGAGAACAACAAUGUCCCGGAGGAAACAAAGAAGGCUGCAUCGUUCCCCUGCUUUGUUGAUGUUCCGGGGCCCUGUGAGCCAGAAGAUCUUAUUGAUGGCAUCAUCUUUGCUGCUAACUACCUGGGCUCCACCCAGCUGCUCUCUGAGAGGAACCCGUCCAAGAACAUCCGCAUGAUGCAGGCCCAGGAGGCUGUCAGCCGGGUCAAGAGGGUUCAGAAGGCUGCCAAAAUCAAGAAAAAGGCGAGCCCAGAGGGGGACGCACAGACACUGACAGAGGUGGACCUUUUCAUCUCCACCCAGAGGAUCAAAGUGCUCAACGCAGACACACAGGAAACUAUGAUGGACAACGCCCUGCGCACCAUCUCCUACAUAGCUGACAUUGGGAACAUCGUGGUGCUGAUGGCGAGGCGCCGCAUGCCGCGCACAGCCUCCCAGGACUGCAUCGAGACCACACCUGGAGCCCCAGAGGCCAAGAAACAGUACCGGAUGAUCUGCCACGUCUUUGAGUCUGAGGACGCCCAGCUCAUAGCCCAGUCGAUUGGGCAGUCAUUUAGCGUGGCUUACCAGGAGUUCCUGAGGGCUAACGGCAUCAACCCAGAGGACCUGAGUCAGAAGGAGUACAGUGACAUCAUUAACACGCAGGAGAUGUACAACGAUGACCUCAUCCACUUCUCAAACUCUGAGAACUGCAAAGAGCUGCAGCUGGAGAAGCAUAAGGGUGAGAUCUUGGGCGUGGUCAUAGUGGAGUCUGGCUGGGGCUCCAUCCUACCCACGGUCAUUCUGGCCAACAUGAUGAACGGUGGGCCGGCCGCCCGCUCCGGGAAGCUCAGCAUCGGAGACCAGAUCAUGUCCAUCAACAACACCAGCCUGGUGGGGCUGCCGCUUGCCACCUGUCAGGGAAUCAUCAAGGGCCUGAAGAACCAGGUGCAGGUGAAGCUGAACAUUGUGAGCUGUCCCCCUGUCACCACCGUGCUCAUCAAGAGGCCAGACCUCAAGUACCAGCUGGGCUUCAGCGUCCAGAAUGGGAUUAUCUGCAGCCUGAUGCGUGGGGGUAUUGCUGAGCGGGGGGGUGUCCGGGUUGGCCACCGCAUCAUUGAGAUCAAUGGUCAAAGCGUGGUGGCUACAGCGCAUGAGAAGAUUGUCCAAGCCCUCUCAAACUCUGUGGGCGAGAUCCACAUGAAGACAAUGCCAGCGGCCAUGUUCAGACUCUUAACAGGACAGGAGACUCCUAUGUAUAUAUAAACCAAGGACAGAUCCCAUUUUCCUCCACAGAGGAGCUGUAAGGAGCGGUUGUUUACAGUCCAGUUGGAGAGCUCUGGGUAGACAAGACUAGCAGACUAAUGAGUGUAUGAGGAUGGCAAGUGAGCCAGAGUGAUUACCUUUCUUACUUUUGUGUCAAUGACUUAUCCUUUUCUGAGCUAACAUUCAUCCAACUGAUACUCCCGAUAUUUUGCUGAUGUUAAUACUAAAGAGGGUCAUCUGGGCAGAAGGUGUUUACGUUAUUUAUUUGUGUUGUUUGUGAUGUUUUUUUGAUGCAUCACAAUGUAUUUUUUAUAUUCACAUCAAUGUAAUAUUGUAUAAUGUAAUAUUGCAUAUUGUUUCAUUUACUUUUCUUUGUUUUUAAUUUUCAUGUAAAUACAUAUUUUACUAAUGUGUCUGAAGUAAUGGGGAAGGGUCAUGGUUGCUUUGUAAAUAUUUAUUGACUUUUCCUGCUGGUUUGAUAGCAGGGAAGAGAGUCCUUGACCGCUAAAGGACGAUUGAAAUCCUGUUGUCAAUAUAGUUUAGAUGGACAAUGAAAGGGUAUUUGGGAGUGACUUGGGUAAUAUAAUUUAGUUUAUAUACAGUACCAGUCAAAAGUUUGAACACACCUACUCAUUCAAGGGUUUUUCUUUAUUUUUACUAUUUUCUAAAUUGUAGAAUAACAGUGAAGACAUCAAAACUAUGAAAUAACACAUACGGAAGGAAUCAUGUCGUAACCAAAAAAGUGUUAAACAAAUCAAAAUACAUUUUAUAUUUUAUAUUCUUCAAAGUAGCCACCCUCUGCCUUGAUGACAGCUUUGCACACUUUUGGCAUUCUCUCAACCAGCUUCACCCGGAAUGCUUUUCCAACCGUCUUGAAGGAGAUCCCACAUAUGCUGAGCACUUGUUGGCUGCUUUUCCUUCACUCUGCGGUCCAACUCAUCCCAAACCAUCUCAAUUAGGUUGAGGUCGGUUGAUUGUGGAGGGCAGGUCAUCUGAUACAGCACUCCAUCACUCUCCUUCUUGGUCAAAUAGCCCUUACACAGCCUGAAGGUGUGUUGGGUCAUUGUCCUGUUGAAAAACAAAUAAUAGUCCCAUUAAGCGCAAACCAGCUGGCAUUGGCGUAUCGCUGCAGAAUGCUGUGGUAGCCAUGCUGGUUACGCGUGCCUUGGAUUCUAAAUAAAUCACAGACAGUGUCACUAGCAAAGCACCCCCACACCAUCACACAUUCUCCUCCAUGCUUCACAGUGGGAGCCACACAUGCGGAGAUCAUCCGUUCACUUACUCUGCGUCUCACAAAGACACAGUGGUUGGAACCACAAAUCUCAAAUUUGUACACAUCAGACCACAGGACAGAUUUACACCGGUCUAAUGUCCAUUGCUCGUGUUUCUUGUCCCAAGCAAGUCUCUUCUUAUUAUUGGUGUCCUUUAGUAGUAGUUUCUUUGCAGCAAUUCGACCAGGAAGGCCUGAUUCACAGUCUCCCCUGAACAGUUGAUGUUGAGAUGUGUCUGUUACUUGAACUCUGUGAAGCAUUUAUUUGGGCUGCAUUUUCUGAGGCUGGUAACUCUAAUGAACUUAUCCUUUGCAGCAGAGGUAACUCUGGGUCUUCCUUUCCUAUGGCUGACCUCAUGAGAGCCAGUUUCAUCAUAUCACUUGAGGGUUUUUGCUACUGCAAAUUUUCUUUAAAUUUUCUGUAUUGACUAACCUUCAUGUCUUAAAGUAAUGAUGGACUGUAGUUUUUCUUUGUUUAUUUGAGCUGUUCUUGCCAUAAUAUAGACUUGGUCUUUUACCAAAGAGGGCUAUCUUCUGUAUACCACCCCUAACUUGUCACAACACUACUGAUUGGCUCAAAUGCAUUAAGAAGGAAAGAAAUUCUGCAAAUUAACUUUUAACAAGGCACACCUGUUAAUUGAAAUGCAUUCCAGGUGACUACCUCAUGAAGCUGGUUGAGAUAAUGCCAAGAGUCUGCAAAGCUGUCAUCAAGGCAAAGGGUGGCUACUUUGAAGAAUCUCAAAUGUUUGUUUAACACUUUUUUGGUUACUACAUGAUUUCAUAUGUGUUAUUUCAUCGAUUUGAUGUCUAAAUUAUUAUUCUAAACUCAGCAAAAAAUGAAAUGUCCCUUUUUCAGGACCCUGUCUUUCAAAGAUAAUUCGUAAAAUUCCAAAUAACUUCACAGAUCUUCAUUGUAAAGGGUUUAAGCACUGUUUCCUAUGCUUGUUCAAUAAACCAUAAACAAUUAAUGAACAUGCACCUGUGGAACGGUCGUUAAGACUCUAACAGCUUACAGACGGUAGGCAAUUAAGGUCAGUUAUGAAAACUUAGAACACUAAAGUGGCCUUUCUACUGACUCUGAAAAACACCAAAAGAAAGAUGCUCAGGGUCCCUGCUCAUCUGCGUGAACGUGCCUUAGGCAUGCUGCAAGGAGGCAUGAGGACUGCAGAUGUGGCCAGGGCAAUAAAUUGGAAUGUCCGUACUGUGAGACGCCUAAGACAGCGCUACAGGGAGACAGGAUGGACAGCUGAUCGUCCUCGCAGUGGCAGACCACGUUCUGUUCCCUACAAGACAGGAAUGUCAGUGUUCUGGCAUGGCCUGCGAAGAGCCCGGAUCUCAAUCCCAUUGAGCAGGUCUGGGACCUGUUGGAUCGGAGGGUGAGGGCUACGGCCAUUCCCACCCAGAAAUGUCCGGGAACUUGCAGGUGCCUUGGUGGAAGAGUGGAGUAACAUCUCACAGCAAGAACUGGCAAAUCUGGUGCAGUCCAUGAGGAGGAGGUGCACUGCAGUACUUAAUGCAGCUGGUGGCCACACCAGAUACUGACUGUUACUUUUGAUUUUGAUCCCCUCAUUGUUCAGGGACACAUUAUUCCAUGUCUGUUAGUCACAUGUCUAUGGAACUUGUUCAGUUUAUGUCUAAGUUGUUGAAUCUUAUGUUCAUACAAAUAUUCACACAUGUUAAGUUUGCUGAAAAUAAACACAGUUGAUAGUGAGAGGACGUUUCUUUUUUUGCUGAGUUUACAAUGUAGAAAAUAGUAAAAAUAGAGAAAUACCCUUGAAUGAGUAUGCGUGUCCAAACUUUUGACUGGUACUGUAUAUCAAGCCAAUACUAGCAGCAGAGGUUGUAAGUUUCAAAACGCCAUAUCCCUUCAGAUUUGAACUUUUUCAUUUUACAGAAGUUCAAUCUGGUCAUGACAACAAGUCAUGAGGUAAAUGUUACUGACUAGUGUGCAGGUGUUUUUUUAACUUCCAUAUGUCAACACAAUGUUUUGGACAGCACUGUCUCUCGCACAUUUUAAUAACAGUUAAUUCAAAACUAUAAGCAAUGUAUGAAACUUGAAAGGGUAGUUUCUAUGUGUGCUAUGUUCAUCUUAUGUGUUUCACCCCAGCAGAAACUCAGUUGAGUCGAUUGUGAAUGUAUUGUGUUGUAAGAACUGUGUCCAUUGCCAUAAGCAGUAUUAGAAUGUCUGUACAUAAAGAUAACUUUGUCUAGGAUUGUGCUCAUAAGCGUCAUGUUUAGCCACUGCAAAUAUCCCUCCUUCUGCUGUGUCGGGCUUCAGCCUUGAGAGAAAGAUGAACAAUGAAUCCCACUGUGACUGAGGAAGCCUUACGACUGAGUAAUGCUUUUAACAUGCAUUGUACUAAAAAUUACAUUUGAAAAAUUUACAUUUAUCUGUGUGCAUGCCUCAUGAUAGUAUCAAAUCAUUAUGUCAAGAUAACAAUAAAAUCUCAAAUAAACCCCAA
Messenger RNA from Salvelinus fontinalis (brook trout), 6735 nucleotides. Its product is annotated as amyloid-beta A4 precursor protein-binding family A member 2-like. Bases 361 to 3003 code for a protein of 880 amino acids. Gene Ontology annotation, cellular component: plasma membrane; dendritic spine; cytoplasm. The record is from RefSeq and is a predicted model, not a curated record. Gene Ontology annotation, biological process: chemical synaptic transmission. NCBI's taxonomy places the organism in Eukaryota, Metazoa, Chordata, Actinopteri, Salmoniformes, Salmonidae. The transcript has 15 exons. Gene Ontology annotation, molecular function: amyloid-beta binding; protein binding.